Messenger RNA from Condylura cristata (star-nosed mole), 420 nucleotides. It is a transcript of the gene SOFU1, whose product is annotated as chromosome unknown open reading frame, human C7orf34. The record is from RefSeq and is a predicted model, not a curated record. Bases 31 to 420 code for a protein of 129 amino acids. Gene Ontology annotation, biological process: fusion of sperm to egg plasma membrane involved in single fertilization. NCBI's taxonomy places the organism in Eukaryota, Metazoa, Chordata, Mammalia, Eulipotyphla, Talpidae. The transcript is spliced from 2 exons.
UCUCCGUCCUUCCAAAGACAGGCAGGGCCGAUGGAGGAGGACCAGGACCAGGAGCCAGAGCAGGAUUCGGAUCCGGAGCCGGAGCAGGAUUCGGACCCAGAGCCGGAGCAGGAUUCGGAACAGGAGCUGGAGCAGGAUUCGGAACAGGAGGCGGAGUCCGAGCAGGACCCGGGGCACAAGCAGGUGCUGGAGCUGGGGCUGGAGCAGGGGCAGGAGCCGGAGCAGAAGGAGGAGCAGGAGCUGGGGCUGAAGGAGGAGCAGGACCAGUAUGACGAGCAGUUCGUGGCGUCCUCCACGGGCGAGCAGUGGGAGCAGGUGGACAUGGCCCAGCAGGAGGCGUCCGAGACAGCAGCUGUCCGCGACCACCUGUUUGACCUCGCCUUCUGUUUUAAUCUGGCCAGCAUCCUGGUUUUUUUAUGA